UCGCAAGUGGAGAACGCUGGUGCUGCCAUUGUUGUACAGUGAGGUCCAUGUCUAUGCUGGAAAGCAGUCGUCCGGUGGCAAGACGCUGCGGAAAUCUUGCCACAUGGCCGACCCGCUGAACCAUCUCUGCCACUACUACUACACCAGCAAUCUUGAUAUCAUUCCGCAUUAUGCAUAUCCGCACACAGUGGUCAUCUACUACGAGGAUGACGGCGGCUUCGUGUUUCGUGGGUUUGGAGAGCGAAACUGGGAUUCAGUAACUAGCUUGGAAAUUCUGUCCAACAGAGCCCUGAGCGCACGGCCAUAUACCAGUGGUCUUGGACCGGCCAUCUCUUAUGUUCUGACACAUGCACCAAACAUCCACAUGCUUUCGGUGGAUAUAGAACAUGUUAAUCUGCCUGGCAUGGUAAUACUGAAUCGGAUUCUUGGUAUCCGUGCUGAGAUGUUUACUGUUCUUGACCUCGGUACCGCGCCGAUGUGCGAUGUCUCGAACCUUGUACUCCCUUCAUUGAAAACCUUAGCUGUUGACUGUUCCCGCCGCGUUGGUGUUCACUGGCUGCCUACAUUCGAUGCUAAAAGGCUAGUUUCCCUGGAGCUUAACAACACCUCGCAUGAUGUUUUCUUGCAUGUCCUGCAGCGCGCCGCUGGUGAUGGUGUGGUCGUAUUUUCGCAGCUGGAUGCGCUAGUGGUCGGCUUUGGCGAGCAUUCUAACGGCACAAUCCUGCCAGAUUACAAGACGGCGGGACUGCAGUGCAGCUUUCCUAGACUAACAAACCUCACUAUAAGAACACUCUGCAGCUACCAUCCUGACCUGCACUGGAUGUUCAGGGAUGCGCCGCUGGAGACGCUACAUCUCGUGGGGGAUACAAAGUUCAUAAACAAGCUUGACGUGAGCUGCUACCCUAAUUUAUACUCGGUGACUGCAGAGUGGGACCAGAGAGGAAUGCUGCCCAGUAGGGUGGCUGUGGAGUCCAGGCUACUUGCCCCGGUGUCUAGUAUACAAAAACUCCAUGUUGCGCUUCCCUCACUUCAGACCCUGAGGUCCCUCCAGUUUGGCUGCAGAGACAUCCGUUCGCUUGUACUGAGCUUUACAAUUCCGAACGAAAAUCUCCAGGCACUGCUGCACCAGCUACCAUAUCUCGUGUCCUUAAACAUGAGGUACACACUCACUGCAAAGGCGCACGAAGACAGCCAGGGCUACAACCAGGUGAAUCUGCGGUCUAUAUGGCACCAUGUCCGCUGCCAGUGGCCAGCCCCAAUCAGCACAUCUUUGCAGACGCUUGUUAUUGACGACGACAAGCGGCCGCCGCACACGGACGAGUACAGCCCGGCCUUCAUUCCAUUGAUUGGUACCAUUGCCCGAGUGCCCUCUCUGCUCAAGCUCAUUCUUCCCAACUGUCCUCUGCACGAUGAUGGCAUUCUGAUUCCAAAGACGUUAAACGAUACCAGAAUCGGCUCCUUGGCAACGCACUUUGCCAAUGUAGAAGUAGUGUUUGCUGAAUUCUACAACUCCUGAGCUGCGACGUGCUACCUCAGCUCGAGGGAUAUGGGCAUGCAAUGUGUUUAUUUCGCAGUUUGACUGAUAUACGUUAUCAC
Messenger RNA from Linderina pennispora, 1596 nucleotides. RefSeq lists its product as uncharacterized. The record is from RefSeq and is a predicted model, not a curated record. Lineage: Eukaryota; Fungi; Kickxellomycota; Kickxellomycetes; Kickxellales; Kickxellaceae. The transcript has 2 exons. The coding region runs from base 104 to 1516 and encodes 470 amino acids.